AUGCAUUUGAAGCAUUUGAGAGAAUCAAACACCCCCUUAAUUGACAUUGAUUCCCUUCGAUCUUCCAUGGUUGAACGAUAUCGUAAUUUCCUUUUCAUUUCGAUAAUUCCACGCCUUAUCUAUCAAAACACAAACACUAUACUGUACAAAGGAGCCAUGCCUACGGCUAUGGCGAUGAUGGCGUCGCAGUUGCGGUGGGGGUGGAGACCGCCGCCGAAGGAACAACGGCGUCGUAUGGCUCCUGUGGUGUGUUCCGUGGCUACGGAGAACGCGCAGAAAAAAGAGAGAGCGAAACUGAAGAAGCUCUUCGAAGAAGCGUACGAGAGGUGCCGCACUGCUCCCACCGAAGGCGUCUCCUUCACUCUCCAACAAUUCACUGACGCUCUGGACAAGUACGACUACGAAUCCGAAGUUGGCUCUAAGGCACGCUUCCUUCCCUUUACCCUCCUAAAAUUUGGCAGAGACCCUAAAUAUCUAGUUAAGGGCACUGUUUUUGCCACAGAUGCUAGUGGAGCUUAUGUUGACAUUACUGCAAAGUCCACAGCUUACUUGCCCCUACAAGAGGCUUGCAUCCAAAAAAUUAAGAAAGUGGAAGAAGCAGGUAUAGUUCCUGGCUUAAGGGAGGAAUUUAUGAUCAUUGGUGAUAAUGGAACGGAUGAUACCUUGAUCCUGAGUUUGAGGUCUAUCCAAUAUGACCUUGCAUGGGAACGCUGUAGACAACUUCAGUCCGAAGAUGCUGUUGUCAAGGGUAAGGUUGUCAAUGCAAACAAAGGUGGUCUGGUGGCUCAAGUCGAAGGCCUUAAGGGGUUUGUUCCAUUUUCACAGAUAUCAACGAAAUCAACUGGAGAAGAGCUUCUUGAGCAGGAGAUUCCUUUUAAGUUUGUGGAGGUGGAUGAGGAACAGUCUAGACUUGUCCUCAGUCACCGCAAAGCUGUGGCUGAGAGCCAAGGACAGUUGGGAAUUGGAUCAGUUGUCACUGGCUCUGUUCAAAGCAUAAAGCCAUACGGUGCCUUCGUUGACAUUGGUGGAAUUAGUGGCCUCCUUCAUGUCAGUCAGAUCAGUCAUGACCGUAUAACUGAUAUUGCAACUGUUCUUCAACCUGGUGAUAUUCUGAAGGUGAUGAUCUUAAGUCAUGAUCGGGAGAGAGGACGAGUAAGUCUUUCCACAAAGAAGUUGGAACCCUCACCUGGUGACAUGAUUCGCAAUCCCAAGCUUGUCUUUGAGAAGGCGGAGGAGAUGGCUCAGACAUUUAGACAGAGAAUCGCUCAAGCAGAAGCUAUGGCUCGUGCUGAUAUGCUUAGGUUCCAGCCGGAGAGUGGAUUAACUCUCAGCGGUGAUGCAAUCUUAGGACCACUUUCUUCAGACUUACCUCCAGAGGGAGUGGAUCUGAGUGAGGUACCCCCAGCUGAAGAUUCAUGA
Messenger RNA from Sphenostylis stenocarpa, 1419 nucleotides. The record is from the annotation of a GenBank genome assembly. NCBI's taxonomy places the organism in Eukaryota, Viridiplantae, Streptophyta, Magnoliopsida, Fabales, Fabaceae.